CAUUUUGUGCACUGACAAAGAUGAAGUCGCGCCUCGAUGGCGUCAGUCGGUCCUUUUGAUACCUCCGGCGCGUGGGAGGGGGCGCCGAGGGGCGGGGCCGAGCGGGUCCUGGCAGGGAGGUACGGGCGGGGAGAGCGGCGACUCCCGAGCGGGGAUACGCCGUCCCCCGGGCUGAAGGGAGCGGCGAGGCGGGUUGCGCUUGAAGCACUACGCCGAGCUCGGUUACGAGGUCGGCGUCCCCUCUCGGAGCGCCGCUUUGUCAGACGCUCUCCACACCCCUGCCAGGACCGGGGCACGGCGGCAGAGCGCCGAGAAGUGUCGCCGGCGCCAUGGCCAAGCACCAUCCGGAUCUCAUCUUCUGCCGCAAGCAGGCGGGCGUCGCAAUUGGAAGGCUGUGUGAAAAAUCAGUUUCAGUGGCUGCGGAUACAGUGAGUGCUUGAUUGAUGGAUUCCUCGUAAUCCGGAACGCAGAGCGAUCAGCCUGAUGAUUUCAAAGAAGAAAAACACGUUUUUGGAAUCUGACUCCGCAGCUUGAGAAGGGUUCCUUUCAUCGUCUAAUAGAAUGGGAAAUGGAUGGAAAAAAGUGCUGUCUAAAGCUACAGCAGAUGAAUAUGCAGAAACAAAUAUCUACUGCAGGGAACCUACUUUAGCAAGAGUGUUGGGUUUGAUGAUCCCUGGAGAUCCCUUCCAACCCCUACAGUUCUGUGCUAGUGCUCACCUGUAGCAGAAAAGAAAGAGCACAGUAAUCAUUAGAUCCUUGAAGGAGCUCAGUACAAGUAAGCCAGCUAUUUCUAGGCUCCAGGAAAUGUUAAAAACAAGCAGAGUGAGGAGAAGCACAGUUUGAAGCGACAGAACUGUUUCCAAGAGCAUGCAGAAGUUAAACAGAUUCCCAGUGGUAGUAGCUGAGGGCAGUCAGGAUGGAGAUUUAAGAGCAGGUUAAAUGAGCUGUUUGUGGGAGUCAGGAUUAAAUGCCUUGGGAACUGGUAAUAAGAUAUGAAGCUUUUCAUCUGGAGGUCAGAGUUUUGGAUCAGGGCCAGCCCAGCAGAGACUGUCAACGGCAUCUGAUGGCUGUUUGCCUGUAUGAUAAGAGUGCUUGAAUUUCACUCAGUUCCUUGUGAGAAAGCAAGAGCAACUUUGUGAAGUGGCUGUUUAUGCCAGUUUGCCCUUUCUUUGGCCUUCUCACAUGAAGGAUUAAAAGCACCACAAGUACAAUCUCAUAUCCCAUCCCUCUGAGGGUAGUAACACCAGACUUUUGUUGAUGUGGCUCUCUGGGAGAUGCUUACACUGCUGCUGUGUAGGUAAGGACGCUAGUCCUGGCCAUCUGGCAUUUUUUCACAAAUGAAACGUUAAGGGAAGUUUCCAGAGUAAAAGUAAUGGUAUGACUUAAGCACUGUUAGCUAAUCACAGAGGACAUGGCUGUUGGCUUCUGAAGUCUGUACACAAAUAUAAUGUUGCACCUUGUACCUGUAAGCUAAAGUUCUGCAGUCUGACUGCUUCGUCUUUGAGUGUACAGGCAAGUUCUUUGUCCAGAAGGCUUUUCCUCUUUUAUGCGGGGUGGAGAAAAGGACGUUCUGUAACCAAGGACUGCUGUAU
Molecule: messenger RNA, 1592 nt
Organism: Phasianus colchicus (ring-necked pheasant)
Lineage: Eukaryota; Metazoa; Chordata; Aves; Galliformes; Phasianidae
Source: RefSeq, a predicted model, not a curated record